AUGCAUUGGACGGAGGAUGAGGAUGAUAAUGGGGGUGAAAAGGAAGAAGGAGUUGUAGGCAGUCAUGAGGAACAUACUACUCAAGACAUCGCUAAUGAAGAGGAAAAGAGUGAGAAUGAGGGAGAUUCUGGUGAAGAGAAGGAGAGUGAGACAAAAGAUAGGAUAGGUAAACAAGUGGAUGAUUCUGUAGAAGAAAAAAAGAAUAGUGAAGAAGAGGGUAAUUCUGAGAGUGAAGGUGAGGAUCAAGAAAAGACAAGUGAGAGUGAAGGAGUGGAUGAAGAAAGAGAGGAAGAGAAUGAAAAUAUGAGUGAGGAAUCUGAAGGCUCUAUGACCAUUAGGAACACUGUCAUAGCCCCUUUAAAAGAAGCAAGUGGACAGAAAAGGACUGAAGAACCUGGGCCCUUAUUAACUCCUUUCACUGGAGAUGAGGAGGACAGCAAUGAUGAAGAUGACUUGCCCUUGUCUGAGGUAGGGAAGAAACCUAGGAAGACUCAUGUGAAAGCAACAAAAUCUGCAGUUCCAACAAGAAAAGAAGUGGCUCCUCCUGUCAGGACUCCUCUUACACUAGGUUCCAAGAAGCCAAGGAAGCAAGUUUCAGUUGUGGAACUUGUGGUUGAGUUGGAUGGAGAAGAUGAGUCUGAGUCUACUUUUUCAGAAAAGUCCUCUGCACAAAAGAGAAAGGUUGCCAAACCUACAAAAACUGCUACCCCAUCUGCAAGGGUCAGUAGAGGAAAGAAGAGAAAGAAUGUACCAACUGUGGUUGAUAGACUCACAGAGUUCAUGAACAAAAAAAUUACUCAAUGGGAAGAUUCUUGCAAACACUAA
Messenger RNA from Nicotiana tabacum (common tobacco), 825 nucleotides. NCBI's taxonomy places the organism in Eukaryota, Viridiplantae, Streptophyta, Magnoliopsida, Solanales, Solanaceae. The record is from RefSeq and is a predicted model, not a curated record.